This is a messenger RNA of Cydia amplana, 1301 nucleotides long. RefSeq lists its product as uncharacterized. Bases 83 to 1057 code for a protein of 324 amino acids. Lineage: Eukaryota; Metazoa; Arthropoda; Insecta; Lepidoptera; Tortricidae. The transcript is spliced from 5 exons. The record is from RefSeq and is a predicted model, not a curated record.
CCCCGAUAAAUCUGUUUUUAUGUGAAUAGUAUGGUGUACUCAACGGACUCUGAUUUGCUGCUUGGAUUGGUUAUUUGUGACAAUGGUUCGAAACAGUGCGAUGUGUUGUGUACCUAAUUACGGUAAAACGCGAUUAGAUAAUGUGAUUCUUCACAAAUUUCCCUGUCCAAUUAAUGAGGCUGACCGGUUUCGUACUUGGAUUUACUCUGUUAGUGGAGAUGUGUUAUCUUUGGAUAAUCAAUUUAUUCAUAAGUACCGAAAAGUGUGUCAUAUUCACUUUGAGGAAAAAUUUAUUAAUCGAAGCGGAAGACUCAGCGCUAUUGCAGUUCCAACACUACAUUUAAAAGGAAUGGCUACGCAAACCGCAUCGGUGCAAAUUGCAAGCAAUUUCCAACAACCGUUGCAAGAUGAUCAUGUACCCCGAGCCCCAUUGAUGAACAUCACGAAUCAGUACAAUGCGGGUGGUGACGACACUUCUCGGCCCUCAACUUCAGGGAUGGCUACGCCAACCGCAUCGCUGAAAAUUGCAAGCAAUUUACAAGAACCAUUGCACUAUGUACCCCGAGCCCCAUUGAUCAACAUCACAAAUGCGGCUGCUCACGACGCUUCUCGGCCCACAAUUUCAGAUCAUACGCCACCCUACACGCCACAAUUUUGCUCUGAAGCUAGUAGUUUAGCCAAACAUAUAAAAAAACUUACCGAGACGAAGGACAAAUAUGCCGUCAGACUAAAAAAAGCUAUGUCUCUCUCAACCAACACGGCUUUUCAGAAAGCCAUCGGUAAAUUUACCACAAUGGCAUUGCUAUUUGUCAUGAUGCAAUUUAGGGAGAUAAAUAAAAAGAAAAUGGGAAGGAGAUUCACAAAGCAAGAAAAAAUAAUGGCAUUAUCUCUUUAUAAGCAAGGACCUAAGGCGUAUAGAUGGCUGAGGCACAUUUUUGUACUACCAUCGCCUCUCACAUUAUCAAGGAUGAUAUCCGCUGCAGCCUUAAAAGCCGGUAUAAAUGAUAACAUUUUCGAAAAUCUUAAAAAAAAAGGCCAGAAAAAUGUCGAUAUCUGAAUGGCUGUGUAUUUUAUUAUUCGACGAGAUGGCAAUUAAACCUCAUUUUGAAUACAAUUCAAAAAAAGACAUGAUCAUCGGAUUCGUUGACAACGGAAAAAGGAGGGUCAAAAAAAUCGCUGACCACGCGCUAGUUUUUAUGAUAAGAGGCAUCACAAAAAAUUAUAAACAGCCCAUUAGUUACAGCUUUUGUUGUGGAGCCACCGAGAAACACGAAUUAGCGCAGGCCAUAAAAGACCACAUA